ACUUAGGGCAACAAAAUGAGGCACGUAGAGCGGGCAUUAAAUUGCGUCCCUUUUCUGAAUUACAGCUACGCGGUCAUAGCUUACGGCUGCGCAGAGUGUCCCAAGCUGAGCUGCGGCCGUGAGGGAUGCGACACGGAGUUCUGCUACCACUGUCGACAGCUGUGGCACCCCAACCAGACGUGCGACCAGGCGCGGCGUCAGCGUGCCCGCCACGCGUCAGGUGGAAAUGAUGCCUCUGCGAUGUAUGUCUUCAAUGAAGAACCAGGAGGAGAUGCAGAGGAGAUCAAGGCAUGUCCUCGCUGUGGCGCCUACAUCAUGAAGACUAAUGAUGGCAGCUGUAACCGCAUGAACUGCACUGUGUGUGCCUGUCAGUUCUGCUGGCUGUGUAUGCAGGAGAUCACUGAUGUGCACUACCUCAGUCCCUCAGGAUGUACAUUUUGGGGGAAGAAGCCAUGGUCUCAAACUCGAAAAGUACUGUGGCAGGUGGGCAUGUUGCUCGGAGCACCUGUGGUCAUCUCUCUUAUAGCAGGCAUCGCCAUCCCAGUCAUUAUAGUGGGUAUACCAAUCUACAUGGGCCGUAAGGUCCAUGGUCGUUGCAAGAAAAACAAUAUCUCAGGAAGUAAGCACUAUUUAACUGUGGCAAGUGGGGUGAUGAUGUCCGUGUUUGUGUCGCCAGUAAUAGCAGCUGUCACAGUGGGUGUGGGAGUGCCGCUAAUGCUGACGUAUGUCUAUGGGGUCGUUCCCAUGUCGCUCUGUAGGAACGGCUGGUGCCGACCCCAGACUGACCCUCCUGAAACCAACAAGAUACAGCUGGAGGAUUUGGCAAGCUAUCUUCUAUUCUCUCAUGUAGUCACUGAUCACUGGACGGGCCAGAACAACCCAGCCCUCAGUGACACCAGUGUCCAGGAAGUCAGAGUCAGUGUACAGGAAGUGGGCAUCCUACCGAGUACGAGCACUCUACCCCCAGACUUAGAUAGAUAUGUGAGAUUGGAUGAAGCCACAAAACGCCAUGGAUACACCCAGCAGGACAGCCAGUCUGACUGUGAGGUCGCAAGUGUGCCUGACAGCAGACUAGAUGAAACACAAUUGCCUACUUUUAGCAGGGAAGGAACAAAUAUUGAAGUGUGCGUAGAAAUUGAAACCCAUCCAAGAGGAGGCCGACAGUCCAGCUUAAGUAGCAUGCUGUCAAGCCGAAGCCUGUCGGCUGAGUCUGUGGGACACUCCCAAGAUUAUCCUUGUGCCUCAGGACUGGACGAAAGACGGGAAGCAGCAGGACACGGAGAGGACCUUCACAGACGAGAAAAACUCGGAAGGAAAGCACGAGGAAUCGAAGAGACGUCCUUCCAAGUUAUUGAAGCAGUUGACGUAUGAGGUCCCUCACCUGGAGAUGUAAGAAGGUUUAAUGAAAACAGACAAAUCCGUGAGCUGACCCGUGUUUGGAUGAACUAAGAAUCCACAGCCGGGGCCAUCUCCUGCUUUUUACAGCCGUCCCUCCCACCAGAUGCCUUCACGCUCCACCUCCCCCUGAGGAAGUUGCGGGUUCAAACAAAGCAAAUUUAAAAGAUGAAUGUGUUCAAGUUUAUAUAAGCAUGAGACUGUGACAUAGAAAGUAGUGCUAAGAACUAUAAAGAAGACAAGGAACGCAUGACAUCUGACUUAGUUCAGAGUUCAGACUGUUUUUUUUUUCUUUUUUAUCCUCACUGAAACAAACUACCUUUCAUUCACUAGUUUAAAAUCUUUUCUUAAAGUCCUCACUUUAUUUGGCUGUUCACUUUUAGACCUUACCUCACUACUUCCUCACCCUUUACAACUAAUUAUACCACGAAUGGCAUGAUUUAUUUUACAAGAGAGGGGGGCGGGGGGAAGGAUCCGACAGCUAUCGUCUCAGAAAUCUAAUUUAUAUGUUUGACAAGCCAUGUUGCAAGAAAGGAAGAACUUUUUUUCUAUCCGAUCAAGUCCUCGGUUGCAGUUAAGACGCGGCUCACAGAUGAAAUGGACGGCCUUUAACAGAUGCAUGCUGCAGUUAUUGAAACUCUCUUUGUGCUUUCAGUUCAUUACUGGAAUCGGACAUGUUCUGCGACAAUAGUGCAGAACACGGGAUACCACAAAAACCAGGACUCACAACUCUAAGACAUAUCCACCGUCUUCCAGGAAAGCAGCUGAGCGCAUUGACAUUUUGCAUUCUUUUAGUGCCGCGGCAAGCCUUUGAAGAGUUCAAGCUUUAGAGGACAGCGAGAGAGAGAGAGAGAGAGAGAGAGAGAUGUAUUUGUAGUCUUUAAAAAUGCUCACUUUAAUGCAAAGCCACACAGCAGAAACACCACAGUCUUAACUUUUUACAGCUUCGUGGUUGUAGAAGAGGCAGCGUUUCCACAAUAACCUACACAGAUUCUCUGAUACGCACCAGUUAGCAUAGCUGCAGUAGUGCGCUGCCGAAAACAAUAUACUCCAGUCACCCUCAGAGGUCACCAGAACUCCAACAGCGGCAUGUCGAAACUGGAACCAUCCCCUCCAGAUGAUUUGUGUGGACAACCUGACUUACAUGCACUGCUUAACUUCCAGGGUGUGAAAUAAUUCUGAACGUGGUCUUGACAUGAAAGCCUCUUUGGGGUUGUCGACAGAAACCGAAUAAAGAUCUCACCUUGAAGGA
Messenger RNA from Poecilia latipinna (sailfin molly), 2647 nucleotides. RefSeq names its product E3 ubiquitin-protein ligase RNF19A-like. The coding region runs from base 16 to 1371 and encodes 451 amino acids. Lineage: Eukaryota; Metazoa; Chordata; Actinopteri; Cyprinodontiformes; Poeciliidae. Gene Ontology annotation, cellular component: ubiquitin ligase complex. The transcript is spliced from 7 exons. Gene Ontology annotation, biological process: protein linear polyubiquitination; proteasome-mediated ubiquitin-dependent protein catabolic process. The record is from RefSeq and is a predicted model, not a curated record. Gene Ontology annotation, molecular function: ubiquitin binding; ubiquitin-protein transferase activity; zinc ion binding.